CAAGAUCGUCACCUGGAACGGACUACGGAACGACUUCCAAAAAAAUCCUCUGAAAGACGUUCCAGUGUUAGAUCUAUCUCCCUUGAUCGUCGGCAAGAACGAAGUGCUGAGCGCCUGUCACGAGAAUCCUCUGAACGGAGGUUACUUGCUAGCUCUUUGGAACAAGAUCGUCGCCAGGACCGGACUAUGGAACGACUUCCAAUGAAAUCCUCUGAAAGACGUUCCAGUGUUAGAUCUGUCUCCCAGGAUCGUCGGCAAGUACGAAGUGCGGAGCGCCUGUCUCGAGAAUUCUCUGAAUGGAGGUUACUUGCUAAGUCUUUGGAACAAGAUCGUCGCCUGGAACGGAAUGUGGAAAUACUUUCUAGGGAUGACUCUGGAAGACGAUCCACUUCUAGGUCUGUCUCCCUGGAUCGUCGACAAGAACGAAGUGCUGAACGUCUGUCUCGAGAAUCCUCUGAAAGGAGGUUACUUGCUAGGUCUUUGGAACAAGAUCGUCGCCAGGAACGGACUAUGGAACGACUUCCAACAAAAUCCUCUGAAAGACGUUCCACUGUUAGAUCUAUCUCCCUUGAUCGUCGGCAAGAACGAAGUGCUGAGCGCCUGUCUAGAGAAUCCUCUGAAAGGAGUCUACUUGCUAGGUCUUUGGAACAAGAUCGUCGCCAGGAAAAGACUAUGGGACGACUUCCAACAAAAUCCUCUGAAAGAUGGUCCAGUGUUAGAUCUGUCUCCCUGGAUCGUCGGCGAGAACGAAGUGCUGUGCUCCUGUCUCGAGGAUCCUCUGAACGGAGGUUACUUGCUAAGUCUUUGGAACAAGAGCGUCGCCAGGAACGGACUAUGGAACGACUUCCAACAAAAUCCUCUGAAAGACGUUCCACUGUUAGAUCUAUCUCCCUUGAUCGUCGGCAAGAACGAAGUGCUGAGCGCCUGUCUAGAGAAUCCUCUGAACGGAGGUUACUUGCUAGGUCUUUGGAACAAGAUCGUCGCCAGGAAUGGACUAUGGAACGACUUCCAAUGAAAUCCUCUGAAAGACGUUCCAGUGUUAGAUCUGUCUCCCUGGAUCGUCGGCAAGAACGAAGUGCUGAGCGCCUGUCUCGAGAAUUCUCUGAACGGAGGUUACUUGCUAGGUCUUUGGAACAAGAUCGUCGCCUGGAACGGAAUGUGGAAAUACUUUCUAGGGAUGACUCUGGAAGACGAUCCACUUCUAGGUCUUUCUCCCUGGAUCGUCGACAAGAACGAAGUUCUGAGCGCCUGUCUCGAGAAUCCUCUGAAAGGAGAAUACUUGCUAGGUCUUUGGGAGAAGAUCGUCACCAGGAACGGACUAUGGAACGACUUCCAAUGAAAUCCUCUGAAAGACGUUCCAGUGUUAGAUCUGUCUCCCUGGAUCGUCGGCAAGAACGACGUGCUGAGCGCCUGUCUCGAGAAUUCUCUGAACGGAGGUUACUUGCUAGGUCUUUGGAACAAGAUCGUCGUCUGGAACGGAAUGUGGAAAUACUUUCUAGGGAUGACUCUGGAAGACGAUCCACUUCUAGAUCUGUCUCCCUGAAUCGUCGACAAGAACGAAGUUCUGAGCGCCUGUCUCGAGAAUCCUCUGAAAGGAGAAUACUUGCUAGGUCUUUGGGAGAAGAUCGUCACCAGGAACGGACUAUGGAACGACUUCCAACAAAAUCCUCUGAAAGACGUUCCACUGUUAGAUCUAUCUCCCUUGAUCGUCGGCAAGAACGAAGUGCUGAGCGCCUGUCUAGAGAAUCCUCUGAACGGAGGUUACUUGCUAGGUCUUUGGAACAAGAUCGUCGCCAGGAAAGGAAUGUGGAGCGAACUUCUAGGGAUGACUCUGAACAACGAUCCACGUCUAAACCUGUCUCCCUGAAUCGUCGACAAGAAGGAAUUUCUGAACGUCUGUCACGAGAAUCCUCUGAAAGGAGGUUACUUGCUAGGUCUUACGAACAAGAUCGUCGCCAGGAAAGGAAUGUGGAGCGACAUUCUAAGGAUAAUUCUGAACGACGAUCCACUUCUAGGUCUGUCUCCCUUGACCGUCGACAAGAUCGAAGUGCUGAGCGCCUGUCUCGAGAAUCCUCUGAAAGGAGAUUACUUGCUAGGUCAUUGGAACAAGAUCGUCACCUGGAACGGACUACGGAACGACUUCCAAAAAAAUCCUCUGAAAGACGUUCCAGUGUUAGAUCUAUCUCCCUUGAUCGUCGGCAAGAACGAAGUGCUGAGCGCCUGUCACGAGAAUCCUCUGAACGGAGGUUACUUGCUAGCUCUUUGGAACAAGAUCGUCGCCAGGACCGGACUAUGGAACGACUUCCAAUGAAAUCCUCUGAAAGACGUUCCAGUGUUAGAUCUGUCUCCCAGGAUCGUCGGCAAGUACGAAGUGCGGAGCGCCUGUCUCGAGAAUUCUCUGAAUGGAGGUUACUUGCUAAGUCUUUGGAACAAGAUCGUCGCCUGGAACGGAAUGUGGAAAUACUUUCUAGGGAUGACUCUGGAAGACGAUCCACUUCUAGGUCUGUCUCCCUGGAUCGUCGACAAGAACGAAGUGCUGAACGUCUGUCUCGAGAAUCCUCUGAAAGGAGGUUACUUGCUAGGUCUUUGGAACAAGAUCGUCGCCAGGAACGGACUAUGGAACGACUUCCAACAAAAUCCUCUGAAAGACGUUCCACUGUUAGAUCUAUCUCCCUUGAUCGUCGGCAAGAACGAAGUGCUGAGCGCCUGUCUAGAGAAUCCUCUGAAAGGAGUCUACUUGCUAGGUCUUUGGAACAAGAUCGUCGCCAGGAAAAGACUAUGGGACGACUUCCAACAAAAUCCUCUGAAAGAUGGUCCAGUGUUAGAUCUGUCUCCCUGGAUCGUCGGCGAGAACGAAGUGCUGUGCUCCUGUCUCGAGGAUCCUCUGAACGGAGGUUACUUGCUAAGUCUUUGGAACAAGAGCGUCGCCAGGAACGGACUAUGGAACGACUUCCAACAAAAUCCUCUGAAAGACGUUCCACUGUUAGAUCUAUCUCCCUUGAUCGUCGGCAAGAACGAAGUGCUGAGCGCCUGUCUAGAGAAUCCUCUGAACGGAGGUUACUUGCUAUGUCUUUGGAACAAGAUCGUCCCCUGGAACGGAAUGUGGAGCGACUUUCUAGGGAUGACUCUGAAAGACGAUCCACUUCUAGAUCUGUCACCCUGAAUCUUCGACAAGAACGAAGUGCUAAACGUCUGUCUCGAGAAUCCUCUGAAAGGAGGUUACUUGCUAGGUCUUUGGAACAAGAUCGUCGACAGGAACGGACUAUGGAACGAGUUCCAACGGUAUCCUCUGAAAGACGUUCCACUGCUAGAUCUGUCUCCCUGGAUCGUCGACAAGAACGAAAUGCUGAACGCCUGUCUCUAGAAUCCUCUGAAAGGAGGUUACUUGCUAGGUCUUUGGAACAAGAUCGUCACCAGGAACGGACUAUGGAACGACUUCCAACAAAAUCCUCUGAAAGACGUUCCACUGUUAGAUCUAUCUCCCUUGAUCGUCGGCAAGAACGAAGUGCUGAGCGCCUGUCUAGAGAAUCCUCUGAAAGGAGAAUACUUGCUAGGUCUUUGGGAGAAGAUCGUCACCAGGAACGGACUAUGGAACGACUUCCAAUGAAAUCCUCUGAAAGACGUUCCAGUGUUAGAUCUGUCUCCCUGGAUCGUCGGCAAGAACGACGUGCUGAGCGCCUGUCUCGAGAAUUCUCUGAACGGAGGUUACUUGCUAGGUCUUUGGAACAAGAUCGUCGUCUGGAACGGAAUGUGGAAAUACUUUCUAGGGAUGACUCUGGAAGACGAUCCACUUCUAGAUCUGUCUCCCUGAAUCGUCGACAAGAACGAAGUUCUGAGCGCCUGUCUCGAGAAUCCUCUGAAAGGAGAAUACUUGCUAGGUCUUUGGGAGAAGAUCGUCACCAGGAACGGACUAUGGAACGACUUCCAACAAAAUCCUCUGAAAGACGUUCCACUGUUAGAUCUAUCUCCCUUGAUCGUCGGCAAGAACGAAGUGCUGAGCGCCUGUCUAGAGAAUCCUCUGAACGGAGGUUACUUGCUAGGUCUUUGGAACAAGAUCGUCACCAGGAACGGACUAUGGAACGACUUCCAACAAAAUCCUCUGAAAGACGUUCCACUGUUAGAUCUAUCUCCCUUGAUCGUCGUCAAGAACGAAGUGCUGAGCGCCUGUCUCGAGAAUCCUCUGAACGGAGGUUACUUGCUAAGUCUUUGGAACAAGAUCGUCGCCAGGAACGGACUAUGGAACGACUUCCAAUGAAAUGCUCUGAAAGAUGUUCCACUGUUAGAUCUGUCUCCGUUGAUCGUCGGCAAGAACGAAGUGAUGAGCGCCUGUCUCGAGAAUCCUCUGAACGGAGGUUACUUGCUACGUCUUUGGAACAAGAUCGUCCCCUGGAACGGAAUGUGGAGCGACUUUCUAGGGAUGACUCUGAAAGACGAUCCACUGCUAGAUCUGUCUCCUUGGAUCGUCGGCAAGAACGAAAUGCUGAACGCCUGUCUCUAGAAUCCUCUGGAAGAAGGUUACUUGCUAGGUCUUUGGAACAAGGUCGUCGCCAGGUACAGACUAUGGAACGACUUCCGACGAAAUCCUCUGAAAGACGUGCCACUGUUAUAUCUGUCUCCAUGGAUCGUCGGCAAGAACGAAGUUCUGAGCGCGUGUCUCGAGAAUCCUCUGAAAGAAGUGUAAUUGCGGCCUCUUUGGAACAAGAUCGUCGCCAGGUACGGAAUAUGGAACUAGUUUCUAGGGCUGCCUCUGAAAGACGGUCUACUGUUAUAUCUGCCUCCCUGGGUCGUCGACAAGAAGAUAGUGCUGAUCGUCUGUCUCGAGAAUCCUCUGAAAGAAGGUUACUUGCUAGGUCUUUGGCACAAGAUCGUCGCCAGGUACGGAAUAUGGGACGACUUUCUAGGGGUGCCUCUGAAACACGAUCGACUUUUAGGUCUGUCUACCUGGACCGUUGGCAUGAACGAAGUGCUGAGUAUCGUUCUCGAGAGUCGUCUGAAAGGAGUCUACUUGUGAGAUCUUUGGAGCUAGAUCUUCGCCAGGUAGGAAAAAUGCAACAGCUCUCAAAGGAUACUUCAGAGAGGCUAUCAACUACCAGAUCUGUCUCCCUGGAUAUUCGGCAAGAAAGAAGAGCUGAACGUUUGUCUCGUGAAUCCUCUAGUAGGCACUCACUUGCCUGGUCUUCAUCGCUGGAUCGUCGCCAAGAGCGUAAUAUUGUGGUACAUGCUGAAGAUUCUUCUAGGAAGCAUCGUUAUCAAUGGACUGGAGUUCGUUUGUCGAGAGCCAUCUCACACAAGCGAUCAGUGAUUAAAUCUGACCUAAUCAGUCUCAGUCAGCGGCGGAACGUGGAUCUGCUUCGGAAGCAAUCUCUUGUUAGACUAGCAACGUCUCUGCCUCUUUCAGGAGAUCGACUAAAUCGUCGUCUGCAGAAGGAGCUAACGCUGAGCUCUGGACGACGACUCACGAGUUCCUCCUUAUUUAUGGAUCGAAGAACAGAUGCUGCUUCUGUUAUGAGUUAUUUACCAGCUGGUCGACAGAACCAGGCGGGCGACAUUGACGGAUCAGCAGUUUCAGACACCAGGAGUACCGCUGAUAAUACACGGGCAGCCGCCAUAUUCCUACCAAAGACUGAGUCCUUCAGCUGGGGACGCUUACCGCUCGACAUUAACCUCUGGAUCGCCUCUAUCGUGUUAAUCCUGAUUCAAUGGAUGGACCACUCGCAGAAAGGGGUGCAGAGACACUGGAGUGUGGACGAAUCCGCGAGCGAGGCUUCGUCUGGGAAGAUGAACUGGGACGGAGUUGGCAGGAGCCUGUGGCAGCUGGCCGGAGGCGGCACCGCCUCCGCGCUGUCCGCCGCCUGAGCCGCCCCCGACGCCACCUCUCCGCCCCCGACGCCGCCUCCAGCCUCGCCGCUAGUCGCCGCCAGCCGAGCCGUAGUGCAGACCCCAGCAGACGCUUCUAGGGACCACACUCGUAUACAAAGACGAGAAUAAAUUAUUUUUCUGCAAAGAAAAAAAAAAUAUUUUUAUUUCGAGGAUAAAGUGUCUGUUCACUGAUUUGUAACAUCAGACUUUUAUCGAUCUGUUACUGUGUUAAUCGACAAUGUAUUUUACAGUUCGUUGUAGUGUAGAACCAAGAAACGUAGUUAAUAUUCAGAUUACGAGUAGUUCGUGUAGCGCUAGCUAGAACAUUCCUGUAUAUUCCACCUGUAUACUGCUGUGACAAAUUCUCCUGUACCUGUCAUGUGGUAAA
Molecule: messenger RNA, 6247 nt
Organism: Schistocerca piceifrons (Central American locust)
Lineage: Eukaryota; Metazoa; Arthropoda; Insecta; Orthoptera; Acrididae
Product: trichohyalin-like
Exons: 3
Coding region: 187-5856 (1889 amino acids)
Source: RefSeq, a predicted model, not a curated record